Molecule: messenger RNA, 7678 nt
Organism: Mytilus californianus (California mussel)
Lineage: Eukaryota; Metazoa; Mollusca; Bivalvia; Mytilida; Mytilidae
Product: mucin-3A-like
Exons: 5
Coding region: 107-2236 (709 amino acids)
Source: RefSeq, a predicted model, not a curated record
UCCUGUUUUCAAAGAAUCGAUUAGUCAAUAUGAGUUUGAAGUUAGAGGUAACAUACAACUUCCCUGUUCAUACGUAGCGUUUCCUCUGGCAACAGAUGUUAAGUGGAUGAAAGAUUCAAAUACCAUCACAAAUUGUGUCUCAACAGAUACCUCAGCAACUUUUAUCGCCGAUGGUUCAGUGAGUCAUACUACCUCCUUAGAAUGUGACCUGACAGGUAGUCAGAACGUAAUGUCCUUACUAGAUCCCAAGUUAGUGAUUUCUAAUGCACAGAUUAGUGAUGCAGGUGAUUACAAGUGUUGUGUUACAAAUACAGAUUCGAAACAAUGUGGAAAUGACAUUUUAGUUGGUUAUAAGCCUAAUGUAGCGGUGAUAACAGACCCGAUUGAAGCACUUUAUCUGACACAACAUACCAUAAAAUGUACUGUAAAAGCCUUUCCUGAUAUUACUGCCGUAGAAUGGAAUAUUACAACCGAGACUGGAACAAAAAUCUUUUCAUCUGAUGUAAACAACUUAGAAAAAUAUUUUGGAUUUUCAGAAACUUUUCUGUCACUAGAUAUCUUAGAUUUUACGGACACGGGCCAGUAUAUAUGUACAGCUGAAAACAUCUUUGGGAAAACGUCAAGUACUGUAGUUAUACAAGUGUAUGGAAUUUCACUGACAGUUUCAUCUACUAAUUACAAAAUUGUUUACGGCGAUGAUGUUGAAUUGGAAUGUAAUAUUACUGGUAGGCCAGACAUUACCAAAGUAACUUGGAGUAUGCAAAAAGAGACUGAGGAACAUCAAAUUGAUAUGACGAACAUAUUGAAAUAUAACGGAUCAACGUUGUCAGAACCAUCUCUAAUGAUAUAUAAUGUGACAUUUGAAGAUGAUGGGAUUUACUUUUGUGAAGCAGGGAAUAGUUACGAGAAUAAAACAAGUCUGGAAGUCAAACUUACAGUUACUAGUGAUCCAACUUUGUCGCCUACUACACCUCAAAAUGCUGAAACUACAUUUCCUUCAAUGACGUCCACUACAACUCAAAAUCCUGGAACUACAUCUCCUUCAACGACGUCCACUACAACUCAAAAUCCUGGAAUUACAUCUCAUUCAACGACGUCCACUACAACCCAAAAUCCUGGAACUACAUCUCCUUCAACGACGUCCACUACAACCCAAAAUCCUGGAACUACAUCUCCUUCAACGACGUCCACUACAACUCAAAAUCCUGGAACUACAUCUCCUUCAACGAGGUCCACUAUAACUCAAAAUCCUGGAACUACAUCUCCUUCAACGACGUCCACUACAACUCAAAAUCCUGGAACUACAUCUCCUUCAACGACAUCCACUACAACUCAAAAUCCUGGAAUUACAUCUCAUUCAAUGACGUCCACUACAACCCAAAAUCCUGGAACUACAUCUCCUUCAACGACGUCCACUACAACCCCAAAUCCUGGAACUACAUCUCCUUCAACGACGUCCACUACAACUCAAAAUCCUGGAACUACAUUUCCGUCAACGACGUCCACUACAACUCAAAAUCCUGGAACUACAUCUCCUUCAACGACGUCCACUACAACCCAAUAUCCUGGAACUACAUCUCCUUCAACGACGUCCACUACAACCCAAAAUCCUGGAACUACAUCUCCUUCAACGACGUCCACUACAACUCAAAAUCCUGGAACUACAUCUCCUCCAACGACGUCCACUACAACUCAAAAUCCUGGAACUCCUUCAACGACGUCCACUACAACCCAAUAUCCUGGAACUACAUCUCCUUCAACGACGUCCACUACAACCCAAAAUCCUGGAACUACAUCUCCUUCAACGACGUCCACUGCAACUCAAAAUCCUGGAAUUACACCUGCACCAACGACGCUAACUACACCAACAACGACUACAAAACCGGAGGCGAUUGCAUGCCAAUGUCCAUGCAGCUCUCUUGGAAUUGGGGCAAGGCAAGAUUUAUCUAACUAUACAAUAGAUGAACUUCUCGAAAAGUUGGCUCCUCAACUGGCAAAAAUGGAGAAAGAAUUAUCCAUUGACAAAUCCAACUUAUCGGCGACGAUUAAUAAAAGGAUAAGUGCAAAAGAUGAGAGAAAGUCUUCUCAAUCCAUUGGCAUUCUUGGAAUAGUCUUCAUUGUUUCCGUCAUAUUGGGCGUCGUUAUAAUAGAUUUGAUGUCAGCUGUGAAGUUGAUAAAACCUGAAUUGAAAAAAGGAAAAACUGAUACUUCAAAACCAGAAGAACGUUCAGAAUAGAUGAUAUCAUUUGAUGGAUCAUAUAAAUCUGACUCCAUGUUUCAAGUUUUAUAAUAUAUUCUAUAAUUAAAGACAGACAAAUUUUGAUUGAUUUUUCAAGAACGAUCAGUGAAUAUAGACUUUUUGGAAUAUACCUUGCAGAUUAUUUCAUUAGGUGGUUAAAAGUUCCCCCACUUGUUGUUGAAACUAAAUUUGUCUGUCUUUAAUUAUAGAAUUGCAUGCUGUGUGUUUUUUUUUUAUAAUUUAUACUAAAUUAUUAUAAUCACAUUUUGCAUGAACAGCGGAAGCGCUUCUAGCAAAAAAUGUGAUCGUCACUUGCAUUCAUUUAUUACAAUUUAAAAAAAAAAUCAAACACAGCAUUUAAGUAUAUUUUUUGCAGAUCCUUAAAAUAAACUAUGUGAAUGUAAUAAUCAUUUCGAAAUCAUAAAGUAAAACUAAACACAAACUUCCAUAAUCAUUAUCUAUGCAUACCAUUGGAUAAUAAUUUAUUUGCGAUUUUAAGAAUUAUCAUAUGCACAAGGUACACGAACAAUGUGUGAACAUUAUUUUGGCUAAUUAAGUGAUGGAGCUUUUUUUUAUAUACUAUUAUCCUGGGUUGCAUUCGUAUACCUAAAUUGCAAUCAUUAUUUGAAUGCAAGUGACGUACUCGAUUCGUUUUUUUAGGCAAUAAACGAUGAACAUUUAUGUCAACAUUACGUACAAGGUUAUAGUUUUAAUAAUUUAGAAUGUUCACUAAUUUAACGAUGUCAUUUUGCAUCGUCAAUAUAUACUGAUAAAGGAUAAUUGUUAUCUGUAAUAUCUUUUAACUUUAUGUGUUGUUGUACACUUUUUAGGCGUUUUUAAAUUUACAAUCAUAUGACCUUCAUUAAAAGUUUAUCUCCAAAAUUAUUAAGUUUAUUUUAAUGAGGUCCGCUUUUCUUUUUUUAUUAUUUAUACAUACCAUUCUCAAUAACAUGUAUUUAAGAAGUGUAAAAGUGUUGACCGUGCACACAUUUUAGAAUGAAACGCUUCCGCAGUUUUUAUGUUAUUUACCUGUGCAAUUUUUUGUAGAAGCACGUGUCGUCACGAAUGUAACAUUUCAUUUUGAUAUGAAGGUUAAAUUUUGAAUGACGCGCGAUUGUUGUUAGCCAAGCAAACUAACGAAUUCUUGUGAAACAUACAUGUAAUGUAAUUUUUUCCAAGUGCAGUUUUGGUAUAAUGACACAAGGUGAACAUCCAAAUUGUUUACCCGAUAUGGCCUGUCUUCCCGAGGGCUUUAUGAAACGUAAUUGUAUAUCAUAAUUAAGUUUUGAUUCAAGAACUUUAACUAGAAUUUAUACCAGUGCUAAAAUUAUGAAAGUUUAUAAAACUUGAGCCAAGGGAACAGUUGUUUACACAUCUUUGCACAAUAGUUUGUGGUGUUGAUAACAAAAAUGAUAGCGUUGAUAGUACCUAUUAUAUAUGAGAAAAAAAUGAUGAUUAGUCCCCUAUUUUCAUGAGGCAACUCAUUCUGAUAAAGGAUUUUUUAUCCGAAAUAUUUAUUGAUUUUUGGUGGUGUUGUAUCCUUUUAAAACGUAUAUCAUUACUAUUUAUUUUAUAGAUUCGAUAAUAUUAAUUGUACACACUUAUAUGAAUGGUUUCAAUCGCUUGUUUUAUUGUGUGUGCUUCCUACUUCACGAUCAUAAAGUUUAUCGUGCACUGUUAACAACAUUCGAGCAAUAAGUCUAAACUUUUAAAUUGAAAAGUUAGGAAGAGUGCCCAGUUGUAUAUUUUUGUGUGGAGCAUCGAAAGAAAUAAUACAUACUGGUGUAAACAUAACAAUACAUGUUCCUGUGUUAUCCAUUUUUAUCUUAUUUUUUUAUCUUUGUAACAAGCUCAACAUGAAGUUUAGUGGAGAUUAAACGAUGUGCCUAUAUGUAUUUUCAAUUGAGUUCUACUGUAUCAAUUUAAAAAAAAACUCACCAUGUUUUAAAAGGUGACGAACAUAUGUAUUUCAAAUUGGAGUCUACGGAUGAUUUUUGACAUGAGAAACAAUGUAUAAUAUUAUGUCCUACAUAGAUAUCAGUUUUCGCUGAAAUACGAGCUCUCCGAAUUUAAGGAGUUUGGGAGAUAUUUUGAAAACAGAGGAUGACGAAGUAAUUGUGAGACCAGAGAUUUAUUAAGGAUACAUGUUCUAUGUGAAUAUCUUUCAUUGUUAUCCAAACACGUUGAAAAUUUUUUUUUGGUGUUAGGUAGAUAUUUCCAUUGUGCAUCAGGCUACUUAUUCUGACGAAGGAUAUUUUUUAUUCGAAAUAUUUAUUGUAUUUGGUGGUGUUGUACCCUUUUUAGACGUACAUUAUUACUAUUCAUUCUAUAAUAUUAAUUGUACACACCUAUAUGAAUGGUUUUAAUUGCUUGUUUUAUUAUGUGCGCUUACUAUUUCACGAUCUUGAUAAUUACUAUAGAGACCAUCAAGUUUAUCAUGCACUGUUAACAACCUUCAAACAAUAAAUCUAAACUAUUAAACUGAAAUAUCAGAAAGAGUGCCCAGUUGUACAUUUUUGUUUAGUGCAUCGAAAGAAAUUAUAAAAUUUGGUGUAAACGUUCCUUGGUUAUCCACUUUUAUUCUAAUUUCUAAUUUUUAGUUUUUUUUACAAGCUCAAUACGACAUUUAGUGCAGAUUAAACGAAGUGCCUAUUUGUAUCUGCCAAUGAGUUUUACUGAAUCAAUUUAAAAUUAAACUCACCAUGUUUUUGAAAGAUGGACAACAGAUGUAUUGCAAAUUGGAGUCUAUGGAUAAAUUUUGACUUGAGAAACAAUGCAUAAAAUAUCUCCUACCUUAAUAUCAUAUUUCGCUGAAAUACCAGAACUCUGAAUGUUAAAGCAUUUUGGAGGCCAUUUUAAAAACGGCGACAGAAGAAAUAAUGUUGACACCAAAAAUUUAUCCAGGAUAUCAUGUUCUAAAAGUGUCUAGCAAUCCUUCUCAUACUUUUAAAUUGUGGGUUCAUAAAAUCAUUUUCUCAACAUUUGGUUUUUUUUUAAGAAUUUUUAUUCAAUAAUAAUAUGAUUUUCCUAUUUUCACUAUUAUAUGAAAUCCACAGCUACAUAUAAUGCACAACAACUGUAUACAAAAAUUAUCCACGUGAUCCCAACAAUUCCGAGUUUUUUCCAUUUACAAUAAUUGUUCACGGACCGCAGACGGACGGACGGAUGGACAAAUUGAUAGCUGUAGGGCUCUUGCGAGGCACUUUUUAAUGCAUUUUCUUACAAACUCACAAUUCAAUUUACUCACAUCAGAACAAUCGAUUCAUAUGUUUAUAGAACUUUGUCCUGGCAUUGUCAACAUCAGAAAUUUAAAUCAUAUACUUACAAGUAUUUGUUAGUAAAAAAUCAUCAAAAAUGCCAAGUUAUACAGACAUAGCCAAGCAAUAUUAAAGUUAUGCAUAUUAGAGGACUUUCAGAUUUACAUGGAAACAUCUCUGCAGUCAGAAUGAGCAAAUUAAUAGCUUUAAAUAGAAUAAUCUUAGAAUUGAAUGCCAGGGGUUUCAGCAUGCAAACCGGUUUCUUUUAGAAAAACAAUAUAUACGUUGUUCUAUAAGUAGAUUUUCCUUGGAUUUGCAUUUGAGUACAUUUUUGUACUUUUAAAUUGAUUUUGUUUUCAUUUUGAGGAUUACCCUGUACAACGAGAACGCGUUUUUUGACUUAGAUUUUCGUGCUUGCAUUUUCUUAUGUUGGCGUUGUUUGUUGUGUUUUUUGCAAUUUUAUGUGAGUUUAACAAAAAAUGGAUUUUGAGGAUUUGUUUUGAAUUAGUAAGAUUUCAUAAUCGCAUUGAUAUUUAUUUAUUUAUGUAUUAAUCUUUAUGUAAUGAUUAUCUAAUUAAGCUUGUGCGUGUUUUAUGUACUGAUCUAGGAUGUUUUUUUUUCAUAUUUAUUGAUAGUCAAUGUGAUGUGAAAGUAACUAAUCUAUUGAGAUUUGGGAUCAAUUCUUUUUUAGGGUAUUAAUUAUGUGUGUUCCUAUGUUUGGUAUAAGUCAAUGGGACAAAAACGCAACGAUAUAAAUAACCGAUAAUAAUAAACAUCUAGAGGUCAACGUCUAUUCUACCAUCUUUCUUCAGAUGUCUAUACACAUGGCAAGCUCUAGGUUGUCCCGUGUAAAAAAACGUUAACAUAUCAAAAAUAUACUGUUAAAGAUUUGCAAUUAAUACCAAAAUCUUCUUUGACCAAAAAACAUGCUGAUAAUGAUAUCACAUAACAAAGAGAGGGGCUUCGGUGGCCGAGUGGUCUAAGUAGUUCAACUACUGUAUCACUAGCCUGUCAACACUGGGUUUUGGAAUCUUGCACAUGGCAGGUACAUUCAACUCAAAUCUUACUUGACUAGGAUUGUCAGUUUUCUUGCCGAAGACCGGCGAUUUUGUCCUGGGAUUUCGGCUUCCUCCACCAAAGAAAACUGAACGCCAUGAAAUAGCCAUUAGUGCUGAAAGUGGCGUAAAACAACAAAGGAUAAUAAGUUUAAUCAAUCGUAACAAAAAGUGGAUAAAACCUUUAUUCAGACGUUUCUAUCUUGCGUAGUCCCUUAGUCGGUUCUACGGACUCUCACAACAAAUAUUAUACAAUGUUGUUUAUAUUGCUGUACUUUUGAGUUUCCAUCCAUUAGGUUAUUUAAAGUGGAAUAUAUAAAUAAAAUGCUUCUGAUGACAUCAGUUAAGGCCUCGGAGGGCGAGUGGUCUAAGUAAAGUAGUUCAUCUACAUCAGGCCUUGGUGGGCGAGUGAUAUAAGUAAAGUAGUUCAUCUACAUCAGGCCUUGGUGGGCGAGUGGUCUAAGUAAAGUAGUUCAUCUACAUCAGGCCUUGGUGGGCGAGUGGUCUUAGUAAAGUCAUCUACAUUGAUCACUAGUUGGUCAACUCUGAGGGUUUGAGUUUGAAUCUCGUUCAUGGCGCGGUGUGUUCGAUUCUGAUCUUUUUUUACCAGGAUAGCCAGUUGUUCUGCCGAAGUUCGGUGGUUUUCUCCGUUUAUUUCGGCUUCCUGUGCCAUUAAAAACUGGCCACCAUGCUAUAGCCAACGUCGAUGAAAGUGGCAUUAAAUUCCAACCAACAAACAAACUGAAUUCAUUGUAAGGAUAAUUGGGAUAAGCCAGCUUCCAACAAUGUCAAUAAUAUAUUCUCUAAAUAUCAUUACAAUUAUAGUUACAGAGAAUGACAUGCAAAAUAGAAAUGAAAGUUAACAUUGUUAGGUAGAUGCUAGUAAACAUACGUGUAGUAUUAAAAAGGUGCAAUAUGAAAACAACAUAAUAAUGUCGUUUAUCAAGGAUGACCGAUUUUUUUUUCGUCUAUUUUUUUUAGAAGAGAAACUUUCAAUUGUAAAACAUUUAAGUGACAUGAAUGACAUCGGAGCUGCAGUGUUGUCAGAAGUAACAAGUUUUCUUCAAUCACGUUAAUGCUAUGCUUAUGUAUUUUUUGGUGAUGUUUGUAAUAAAAUUGCUUAAUUA